AGAACACAAUCAACUAGAGAAUGCCCAGAGAAGAAUACAAGAUGAAUUUGCAUUCUCUGGAGAUGAAGUUCUUUUGCUUGACUCUCCUUAUUAUUAGUGGAAUUACAGAUUCAGGAUCAGAGCAGUAUGAAGUCGUGGGUCCUGCAGAUCCUAUAUUUGCUGUAGCUGGUGAAGAUGUGAUUCUGCCCUGUUCAGUCAAACCCAACAUCAGUGUUGUGGACAUGAGAGUGGAGUGGUUUAGACUUGAUCUGAAAGACUCACAACUAGUGCAUCUCUAUGAGGAUCAUGUAGACAAAAACACAGAUCAGAGUCAGUCCUACAGAAGGAGAACAAAACUGAAUCAUCAGGAACUACAAAAAGGAAACGCAUCACUCAAACUCUCAUCAGUCCAAAUAUCUGAUAAAGGACAUUAUAAGUGUUUUAUUCAGUCCAAAUCCUGGUCUGAUGAUGCCACUGUUGAUUUUAAAGUUGAAGCUGUAGGACGUCCUCCAGUGAUCACUGUAGAUGGGUUUGAUCAUUCAGGAGGGCUUCAUUUACAGUGUGAAUCUGAAGGUUGGUAUCCUGAACCUGAUCUUGAGUGGCUGAACAGUGAAGGAGUCAGAUUGAGUUCAGAAACUACAGAGACACAUAGAAAUGCAGACAGAUUCAGUGUGAAACACACCAUCAUUGUACAUCACAGUGUCGGCAAGAUUCACUGCAGAGUCAAACUGAGACAUCACAUGCUGGAAACACAGAUUAUCACCACAACUAAUAUGUUUAAACUUUGGAGGACAUCAGUCACCCUGUUGUUGGUAGCUGUUGUACUCGGUGUGACUUCUGGAAUCCUGAUAGUUGUGUUUGUUCAUAAAAACAGAGAAUGUGAUCGUCUGUUACAAAGUAAGAAGAUAAUUAUAAUGCAAGAUAUCAUACAUUUAAGAACACACGCAGCAGUGGAUGUGAUUCUGGAUGCUGAUACAGCUCAUCCACAACUCCUUGUGUCUGAUGAUGGGAAACAAGUGAGAGGUGGAAAGACACGACUGGAAUUAAUGAAUUUAAAAGAAGAAAUAUUUAAAGAAUAUCUUGGUGUUCUUGGGAAAGAUGGAUUCUCCUCAGGGUGUUUCUACUUUGAGGUUCAGGUGAAGGGACAAACUGAGUGGGAUUUAGGAGUGACCAGAGAAUCUGUUAACAGGGAGGGCUUGACCAUUGUGAGUCCCAUGAUUGGAUACUGGACUGUGAGUCUAAGAGAUGGGGAGUGUUGGGCUCGUAAAUCUCCACAUGUCUCUCUUCCUCUGAGUGUAAAACCUCAGAGGGUUGGUGUGUUUGUGGAUUAUGAGAAGGGUCUCGUCUCUUUUUAUGAUGUGGAGGCUAUGUUCCUUUUGUAUUCUUACACUAAUCAGUAUUUUAAUGAGAAACUCUAUCCAUUUGUUAGCUUGGGGUAUCUGAGGAAUGAAAACUCCACACCACUGAUUAUCUAUUUUCUGCAUCCAUGUCCUUUAGAGAUGAAGUUUAUUUGUUUGACCCUUCUGAUUAUUAGUGGAAUUACUUACUCAAGAUCAGAGCAGUAUGAAGUCGUGGGUCCUGCAGAUCCUGUAUUUGCUGUAGCUGGUGAAGAUGUGAUUCUGCCCUGUUCAGUCAAAUCCAACACCAGUGUUGUGGACAUAAGAUUGGAGUGGUUUAGACCAGAUCUGAAAGAGGCACAACUAGUGCAUCUCUAUGAGGAUCAUGAAGACAGAAACACAGAUCAGAUUGAGUCCUACAGAGGGAGAACAGAAUUGAAUCAUCAAGAACUACAGAGAGGAAACGCAUCACUCAAACUCUCAUCAGUCCAAGUCUCUGAUGAAGGACGUUAUAAGUGUUUUAUUCAGUCCAAAUCCUGGUCUGAUGAUGCUACUGUUGAUGUCCAUGUUGAAGCUGUAGGAACUCCUCCGGUGAUCACUGUAGAUGGAUUUGAUGAUUCAGGAGGGCUUCAUCUACAGUGUGAAUCUAAAGGUUGGAAUCCUGAACCUGAUCUUGAGUGGCUGAACAGUGAAGGAGUCAGUUUGAGUUCAGAAACUACAGAGACACACAGAAACACAGAUGGAUUCAGAGUAAAACACACCAUCAUUGUAUAUGAGAGAGACCGGAUGAUUCACUGCAGAGUCAAAAUGAGGCAUCACAUGCUGGAUACAAUGGUUAUCAACUCAAAUAAAAGGUUUAAUCCUUGGAGGAUAUCAAUCAUCUUGAUUUCAGCUAUUGUUUUACUCAUUGUGAUUGCUGGAAUGCUGAUAGCUGCAUUUAUUCCUAAAUACAAAGGAAUCUAUCAACUAAAUAAUGAGAACGAGACAAUAAAACAAGAUCAUGAUAAACUACAGGAGGUGAAGAGAAAAAUACAAGAAGAAUGUGAUAAUCUACAGAAAGAGAUAAGCAGCAUACAGAAAGAAUCAGAUGAAUACAAAAAGAGAAUAAAGCGAGAACAUGAACAACUAGAGAUUGAGAAGAGCAGAAUAAAAAAAGAACAUGAUCAACUAAAGGAAGACAUGAGCAGAAUACAAGAAUGCUCCUCAGAAUGCAAUCAACUUGUACAGUAUGGCAACAGGAGAAAAUGAUCUACAUUUACAGAAUGAGAACGGGAAAGAGGACAAGUGAACACACAAUCAAAAAAAAAAAAAAAGAAGAAGAAGAUGGAAAUAAAAUAUGUCUUUUACGAUGAGGUGCAGGUGAACUGAGUGGUAUUCAGGCCAUCAACAUGAACGGUCUGAAUUCUAAAGAUAAAUACUGGACUGUGGGUCUGAGUAAUGUGAUGCAUUGCGCUUGUGAUUCUCCAUUUAUCUUUCUUUUCCUGUGUGUGGAACCUCGGAGUGUGUUUGUGGAUUAUGAGGAGGGCCUGACCUCCUUUUAUGCUGAGUCCAUGUUUCGUAUCCACUCUUACACUAGUCAAUCUUUUGAUAAGAAUCUUGCUUUUUUGGGUCUUGACAGGCUUCACUAAUCAUCUAUGAUCAUUUCUGAUAAGAAUAAAUUUUACAAUGAUUAAUCGUUCAAGUCCUUUCAGAUCCUAAAUGAUGAAUUCUCACAAAGUGAUUCAUUAUAAAUUAAUCUAUAAGGCAUAUGCCACUCCCUGUUUAUUAUAUAAAAUGAAAAGAAAGUCUGACCCCUUCUGUCACCUGUGAAAUAGCUCAAAUCAAGGUACAUAUAUACAUAUGUUCUGGGACUGUCCUCGAAUUGCAUUGCUCUGGUCCUUGGUACAGGACUUUUUGUUGGAUCUACUGCUUUUUCUUUUGUUGUGUAAUUCAUCCCUGUCACUGUCUGUCAAUCAAAAAAUUAUUAUGUCUGCUGCUCUUACUGCUGCCAAAAAGGUUAUUCUAAAUUUGUGGUUGGAUCCAUCUACUCCAGUUAGAUCGAUGUGGAUGUCAUACUUGCUGGACAUUGCCCUUUUGGAGUGUACCACAACCAAAAUACAUGGUGCCACCAGAAAGACAAUACAAUUUUGGUUAGACCUUACUGACACUUUAUCAGACCUCUUGAAAUCCUCAGAUGUACAGGUCAUCACGCUAAUAUUAUUGUGUAAUGUAUUGUAUCCCAUGUUUUUAUUUUAUUUUAUUUUAUUUUUAUGUAUAUGGUCAGAUCUUGGGCUCUGCUGUA
Messenger RNA from Labeo rohita (rohu), 3597 nucleotides. RefSeq names its product butyrophilin subfamily 1 member A1. Gene Ontology annotation, molecular function: protein binding. The transcript is spliced from 22 exons. The coding region runs from base 21 to 2564 and encodes 847 amino acids. NCBI's taxonomy places the organism in Eukaryota, Metazoa, Chordata, Actinopteri, Cypriniformes, Cyprinidae. The record is from RefSeq and is a predicted model, not a curated record.